AUGGCGCGGCCAGACGUCGCAAUCAGAGCGGCGGGCGGCGGGAGGUGGCGCGGACGGGUGGCAGCGUUGGCGUAUCUCGCCGCAUUCGCACUCGCUAUAGGGGUGAACUUGAACCCUCUGUACCGAUCCAAACCGCAGCAAAUGACACACGAUCCCCUUCUCUCUGUUUCAGAUUCUGCUGCUGCUGAUGCUGCUGCUGGUGCUGGUGCUGGUGGUGCUGGUGGUGCUGGUGCUGUUAGUGGUGGUCAAGUUAGUGCUGCUGACGUGGCAGCAGACGCGGAGGAAGGGCAGGAGAGUCUGCAAGCGGGGCUGACUAUAGUGAAUACAUCUAGUGAUCCCGGUGCAGUCUGCCUGGACGGUUCCCCUCCAGCCUUCAACUGGCAUCCUGGCAGGGGCACCGGGAGGAACAAGUGGAUUCUCUAUCUUGAGGGCGGGGCGUGGUGCAUGGACACAGCGCACUGCAUCGACCGCAGCUUCUCCAACUUCGGUUCCUCCUCCAAGAUGGGCCAUUGGAUGCUGCAAGGGCUGCUCUCUUCCAGCCGUAAAACCAACCCCGGCUUCUUCAACUGGAACAUGGUUUAUAUCCGCUACUGCGAUGGGGCUUCCUUUAUUGGCAAUGUUGACGAGCCAAUCAGAGACCAUGAAGGCAAGCCUCAGAUCUACAUGCGGGGUCGUCGUGUCUUCAAUGCCAUUCUCUCCCACCUGCUAGCCCACCACAGCAUGCGCUCAGCCUCCCACAUCCUCCUCUCCGGCUGCUCUGCUGGUGGCCUAGCAGCCCUCCUCCUGUGCGACAGCCUGGCUGACCGCAUGAGGAGCUUGAGGGAGAAUGAAGAGCUUGAGGGAGUGGGGAGAGGAGGGGAAAAGGGAGGAGUGGUGGUGAAGUGCAUGUCGGAUGGCGGGUACUUCCUGGAUGCGAGGGAUAUUGGCGGCAGGCACUUCCUGAGGGAAACCAUGUUUCAUCGGGUUGCUGCGUUUCAUAACGUAACUCUCAACCCCCACUGCAUCGCCUCCCAGCCACCCGUGAACACCUCACAGUGCUUCUUCCCACAGAAUUUCCUCCCCUUCCUCCACACGCCCUUCUUCAUUCUCAACUCGCUCUACGACUCCUGGCAGAUCGCCCACUCCUUUGCGUCCUUCACAGUCUUCCCAGAAAAGGCGUGGCACUCGUGCCGCAUGUCGCUGCAGGGGUGCAAUCAGGAGCGGCUCGAUCUUAUUCAUGCCUAUCGGGAUGAGAUGGUGGAAAAGGUGUCGCCCCUCCUCUUGUCCAAUCGCAGCGCGCCACCUGUCCGGCGCCUGUUGGCUGCAGCAUCAAGCGAAAGUUCAGCAAACGGAGCGUACCUCGUGUCCUGCCGAGCACACUGCAUGGCAAUGGGUCCCAUGUGGCAUGGCAGCACUGCCCCACGAAUACACAACAAG
This is a messenger RNA of Closterium sp. Naga37s-1, 1416 nucleotides long. NCBI's taxonomy places the organism in Eukaryota, Viridiplantae, Streptophyta, Zygnematophyceae, Desmidiales, Closteriaceae. The record is from the annotation of a GenBank genome assembly.